UUAAACUGUAGCUUUUCGGAUGUAGAUGUUUCUCGCUUUCUAAGUUAAGUUUGAUCCUAUCUUACGAGAUUUAAGCCUGACCAUAUUACAACUUUCUGUUACAACAGUAACAGUUAUUACUGUGACAAAUCACCUGCUAUAAAGUUCUGUUACAAUAGCGGAGUUUCGUAACGAUUGGGACUCCUGAUAUAGGAAAUCAGAAAUCAAAAUCAACUUGUCAACACAAGUGUAGCUAACGGUCAUGGAUCAUAAAGGGAUGGAUGGAAUGAUGAUGAUGAUGCAGAUGUAUUUUACUACUGAUGUUGAAGUGACGAUACUGUUCAAAAGAUGGCACGUAAAGAACGUAGGUGAGCUAAUUGGGUCAGCUAUAUUUGUUUGUCUUCUGGCUAUAUUUUAUGAGGGGCUGAAGUACUUCCGAGACUACUUGUUCAGGAAAGAAGCUCUUAAUGAGGGAAAUCUGAAUGAACAAAGAACUCUCAUGAGCCGACUGACCCAUAGACCUCACGUAAUCCAGACCAUGCUUCACGUUGUCCAGUUCGUCAUUAGCUACUUCCUGAUGCUUAUUUUCAUGACGUACAAUGUGUGGCUCUGUAUCUCUGUUGCACUUGGGGCUGGUGUUGGUUUCUUCUUAUUUGGAGGAAUGAGAGAUAUUGCUGUACAUAUCACAGAACACUGCCACUAGUGAAUCUUAAUAUAAACCUGACUACGAUCUGAAACAAUAUAAAAAUAGAGGAAGAUACACAAAACGAUUUAUAAACUGUUAACUAUUUAGAUCUAAGAA
Molecule: messenger RNA, 781 nt
Organism: Limulus polyphemus (Atlantic horseshoe crab)
Lineage: Eukaryota; Metazoa; Arthropoda; Merostomata; Xiphosura; Limulidae
Product: high affinity copper uptake protein 1-like
Exons: 5
Coding region: 242-682 (146 amino acids)
Biological process (GO): copper ion transmembrane transport
Cellular component (GO): membrane
Molecular function (GO): copper ion transmembrane transporter activity
Source: RefSeq, a predicted model, not a curated record